This is a messenger RNA of Epinephelus lanceolatus (giant grouper), 2815 nucleotides long. It is a transcript of the gene galnt5, whose product is annotated as polypeptide N-acetylgalactosaminyltransferase 5. Lineage: Eukaryota; Metazoa; Chordata; Actinopteri; Perciformes; Serranidae. The record is from RefSeq and is a predicted model, not a curated record. Gene Ontology annotation, biological process: protein O-linked glycosylation. Gene Ontology annotation, molecular function: polypeptide N-acetylgalactosaminyltransferase activity. Gene Ontology annotation, cellular component: Golgi apparatus.
AUGCUGCUAAUGAACAUAAAGAUGGACCUGCCUUACAGCAUGUCACACCAAAGCAGGAUGUUCCCACAGAAAAAAGCCGUAAACCUGGAUGUGAAUGGGACAAAAGUAGAGAAAAGUAGAGCUAUGGAUGGCUCUAUUAAAGUGGUGUUACCUGUAGUAGUGCCUAAUGCAACCCUAGUGCCUCCUGGUGCUCAGGAAAACAAACAUGCUCCCCUGCCACCCAUCAAAACGGGAGACAUUGUACAAAACGCUCAGGACAAAGCUGAUUCAAAAGGCAAGGAUGACCCUGAGACCAAGAUUGAGACGACAGUGAGUCAGCUUCCACACCCUGGUAACACAACAUCUAAACCUCAAAUCAAGGAUGCAGAACAAAAGGUUUUAGAUAAUAAAACAGAGGAGAAACAUGACCUAAAGGCAGCGAAGGAAACCCCCAAACCUGCAAUCAAGCUCCAAGCAGCAGAGGGCUCCAAGGAUAACGCCACUGCCGUCAGAAAACCAGGUGUCCACAAAGUGCUCGCUUUGGAUGUGACGAACGCACCCAGAGAUGCCAACGCAGUGGGCCAGUUUGGUCAGGCAGCAGUUGUGGCCUUUAACGAAGAUAUUGAAGUGAAGAAGAGAUGGGACGAAGGGCAUUUUAAUGUCUACCUGAGCGACAAGAUCCCGGUCGACCGUGCCAUCCCAGACACCAGGCCUGAUAUGUGUGCGCAGAACCUGGUCCAUGAUAACCUGCCCUCCACCAGUGUGAUUUUCUGUUUUGUGGAUGAAGUGUGGUCCACGCUGCUUCGCUCUGUGCACAGUGUGCUCAACAGAUCGCCACCACACCUCCUCGAAGAGAUCAUUCUGGUGGAUGAUUUCAGCACCAAAGACUAUCUGAAGGAGCAGUUAGAUACAUACAUGUCCCAGUUUCCCAAAGUGCGAAUCAUCCGCCUGAAGGAGCGGCAGGGCCUGAUCAGGGCCAGGCUGGCCGGAGCCGCUGUAGCCAAAGGUGAGGUACUCACCUUCCUUGACUCCCACAUUGAGUGUAACGUUGGCUGGCUGGAGCCGCUGCUUGAGAGAGUUUAUCUGGAUCGCAAGAAGGUGCCCUGCCCAGUUAUUGAAGUCAUCAGUGAUAAGGACAUGAGUUAUAUGCUGGUUGACAACUUCCAAAGAGGUAUUUUCAAAUGGCCUUUGGUGUUUGGCUGGAGCGCACUGUCAGACGAGUACAUUAAGAAGAACAACAUGAGCAUCUCAGAUCCCAUAAAAUGUCCAGUUAUGGCCGGAGGCCUGUUCUCCAUAGACAAAAAAUACUUCUAUGAGCUUGGUGCCUAUGAUUCUGGCCUGGAUGUAUGGGGUGGGGAGAACAUGGAGAUUUCUUUUAAGAUCUGGAUGUGUGGAGGGGAAAUAGAGAUUAUCCCCUGCUCUCGAGUGGGACACAUCUUCCGUGGACAGAAUCCUUACAAGUUCCCCAAAGACAGGCAGAAGACAGUGGAGCGUAACCUGGCGAGGGUGGCAGAGGUCUGGCUGGACGAGUACAAGGACCUCUUCUACGGCCACGGCUACCACCACCUGCUGGAUAAAAAGACCAUUAACAUCGGCAACCUCACCGAGCAGAUCGAGCUGAGGAAGAGGCUCAAAUGCAAGAGCUUCAAGUGGUACCUGGAGAACGUGUAUCCAGAAAUGAAUGCUCCUUUAGCUAAAGCCGAAGGCCUGGUUUUUAAUCGUGGUUUAAGAAAAUGCCUCAGUCUGCAGAAAGGCUCCUUGUCGUUUGAGACAUGUGAUCUCAGCAAGCAGAGUCAGCACUUUAAUUACACCUGGAUGAGGCACGUUCGCCAGCAAGAUCUAUGUGUCGCUCCCCACGGCAAGGGCGACGGCUUCAUUUUACAAUUAUGUGACAACACCAAGCCCGAACACCGUUGGUUUCACAAAUCCUCCAACUCCGCUCUGGCGGAGCACCUCAUAGCAGAGUACGUUUCCAACCACAUGUGCCUGGAGGCGGGGCCUCAGGGCGACACUCUCCACCUCAAUCCGUGUGAAACCAGAAACGCCUUCCAAAAGUGGCAGUUCACACACUACCACGCUUAGUGAUGAGACUGAAACGUGUCAAACAUGCACUAUAGAGACCUUCAGUGGCCUCACACUACAGCACGGUCUGCGGUCCAGACUCAGCACACGACUGUCCGGAGGAGGUGGGAAGCGUUUUGGUGACAGUGACGUGUGGUGUAACGCACAGGGUGUGGGGAUGUGCAAUGCUUCUAAUUCUCUUUGUAUCAUAUCAGCAUGGACUGACCUUGAGUUUUAAGUGCCAGAGGAAAGAGAGUGUCUUCUCUCUGUUUAGGAAGAUUUGGACCGGAGUUUGCUAAAGGGAUUCAGGUGAACGUCUGCGCAAGAACACUCCAAAUUGAGAGCAACAUAUCGUCUCAAUGCCAAAGAUUAACUGUGCCUCUUAGAUAUGAAACGUAAAAAAGUGAUUUUUCCUUUUUGUUUUUUCUCUGCUGGGACCGAAUCAUAAGUUAAAUUGCAUGUAAUGUACAUUGUAUACAUUUGUAUUAAACAUAUCACAUAUUUUCGGUGAGACAUCUAUUGUAGGUGUCACAUAUUUUUACGUUUGAAGAGGCACAUGGGUGAAACAGCUGCUUCAAUGAUUUUAAAUGCUGCAUAAUUUAGGUGUAGGUGUUGUACAGACUGUCUCCUUUGUAUGAUUUUUUUUCUUGACACUAGAGGGAAGUGUUUGCUCGGAACAUAAAAUAAACCUGUGCUGUGAUAUCAUGAUUUUGUGGCCUGUUAUCAAAUACAUUUUCUUAAGAAAAUAAAAAUAAAAUGACAGAUAAAGAUUUAA